Molecule: messenger RNA, 1182 nt
Organism: Adineta steineri
Lineage: Eukaryota; Metazoa; Rotifera; Eurotatoria; Adinetida; Adinetidae
Source: the annotation of a GenBank genome assembly
AUGCAUUUAGCUACGACAAAUCUUGCUGUAGUGAAUAAGCUUAUAGCACAUACACAUGCCAAUCAUCAUGUUAUUGACCAUCAUGGUUUUUACACACACACCGCUCAUCAUUUGGGAUCACUGCAUUUUUUGGGUGCUACCGAUAACAAAAUCGAAGAGCUAUACAAAGGCAUGCACGAUGAAAUCAAUUUUUACCAGGAUUCACCACAUGAAAUCACUCGUACGAAUUGGCGACAGUCGAUUGGUGACAAGCGUUUUUGCAAGGCUUAUCAGGAAUUCUUCGAUCAAGAAUUAGCGGCAGCUGGGAAUGAUUGGCGUAAGAAAUUCAUGGAAUUCCUAUUAGAUAAUGAAUCAGGACCGUUGAUUAAUUGUGUGGUUGCUGGUGUAGCACAUCCUCUCAUUCAUAUUGGCUAUGCAUUCGAAUUGGAUAGUAUAGUUGUGGCUUCUGAAGCAUUGACAAUGUGUGCCGCAAGUUACAAUUAUCUUCAUGAAGUAAUUGACAAGUUGAAACCACCUAAAUCUGGUUCAAAAUCAGCUCUAACAAUCUUUCAAGAUCUUCGUUCCGAUCAUCGAUUGCCACUAUUUGAUGGUCCAGGCGUCGAUAAUCUAGAACCCACUGUAAAACAAGCGACCGAUAUAAUUCUGUCUCAUUACGAUCAAUGGCUUGUGAAUGUGAACGAUCUGGAAAAAAUAGUUGAAGAAUUAUUCGAUCUAACAGUUUAUCUCUAUGGUGCUACACAUAAACCUGAUCAGAUCGAAUUCGAUUUUUUUCUUCUUCAUCUGCUCACUUCCAUGAAUGCGAUUCGAGUGAUAUAUCCACAUCUGAAUAAUCGACAAGUCGCCGAACAUAUUCUUUAUCAAUUUUUCUAUUUCGCCAGCGCCAUCUAUAUCGGUCAGCUUCGGCCGGAGAUCAAUAAAACAUUAAUUCACGACUAUAAUAUUGAUUAUGCCAAACAAAAUUGGAACUAUGUUAUUGAACAAUCAAUGAAUACUGAUUUGAUUGGACACAGUCAUUUCUUGAAAGUCAUACGCAGCUUGAGAGAUGCAGAAGCUGUGUAUGGCUUCAAAGAUGGACUUUACUUGAAAACAGCAGUCAAAACUAUCGAGAAUAUAAAUAUAGACAACAUGUGGAUUGGAGGAUCCACAAAUCCUCGACAGCUGAAUGUACUCAAACGUGCAUAA